Messenger RNA from Bradysia coprophila, 4642 nucleotides. RefSeq names its product beta-arrestin protein kurtz (gene krz). Gene Ontology annotation, molecular function: G protein-coupled receptor binding. The record is from RefSeq and is a predicted model, not a curated record. Gene Ontology annotation, biological process: signal transduction; G protein-coupled receptor internalization. Gene Ontology annotation, cellular component: cytoplasm. NCBI's taxonomy places the organism in Eukaryota, Metazoa, Arthropoda, Insecta, Diptera, Sciaridae.
CCCAGCAAAAAUUAGUAAAUAUGUCAAAAACAUUGUCGCAGACUUUUAACAGUGUACGUGGAAAAAAGUAUGAAGCGAAAUCAUUUAAUUAAAGGAAAUAAGUAAAACGAAAAACAUAAUCUCAAAAAGUGUUGAUAUUCAAUUUUAUUCAUUGAAGGCAUAAUUUAGGACGAAGUAAAGUUUUCAAGACGCACGGUUGUGAAAAGCCUCAAGACUUUUUGAUGCAAUUUUGACGUUUAUCCUGUCAAAUUCCGUGAGAGUCGAUUACAUUUUUUUUCUAAAAGUAGCGAGCGGUGCUUCAGUCUUUUGGAACUCUUGUGGAAGUUUGUUCGCGUCCUCGGUUCUUUGUGACUUAUUGUGAAGUCACACUCAGUGACAGAUUGAUUUUACAUUUUCAGUCCAAUAAAAAAAGGUACAGAAAAUUGUCCUUGUGUUGUUUUGUAAAGAAAAAGGAGAAACGAACACUUGGUGUGUAUUUUUCGUGUCAAAAUAUGAAUUUAUUGGAUUUCAUUCAAGUGCUCAUAAUAUUAUAUUGAUUUGAAUGUUCGAUGCAUCCAUCAAAGCAGCCAUAAAACAACUUGAAAUAUUACGAACAUCUAUGACGCCAUCUAUAGUAUGAAUAAUAAAGUACUAGGCCAUCAACGGAAAAUGGAACUAUGUUGUAGAUGCGUUUAUGUUGACGAAACAAAGCUUUACAGAAAGUGCAAUGUUGAGUAAUUUUUACUGAAUCGUUUAUUCUGUUAGUGAAUUGAUAAUACAUUCUUUCGUUGUGACGUGCAGUAAGGGACACAUGUGAAUUGAUGAAUAUACGAAUCGAACAUUUUUAUAGUGAUAUAAGAUUGUUUAGUGGACCAAGAAAAACCUUAAUUAACAGAAAAUUAUAAUUUGUCUUACGAGAAUUUAUAGUUGUACCUAUGCAAAUUUUCUGAACAAUUUGUGUGAAUAUGAGCACCUUGGCAGCAACUGGAAAUAUGUCUCCAGGACCAGCACCAGCACCAUCCCCAGAUCCAGAUGUUGACGAUGCCAGUUCAAAACGACAGGCGACAAGAGUGUUCAAGAAAAGUUCUUCGAACGGAAAGAUCACGGUUUAUCUGGGUAAAAGAGAUUUCGUAGAUCAUAUUACUCAUGUGGAUCCGAUCGAUGGCGUUGUGUUAAUUGAUCCAGAAUAUGUAAAAGAUCGGAAAGUAUUCGGUCAUGUCUUAGCAGCAUUUCGAUAUGGUCGUGAAGACUUAGAUGUGUUGGGAUUAACAUUUCGAAAAGAUUUGUAUUUGGCACAGGAACAAAUUUAUCCUCAAACAUCCAACGAUCGACCACUUACGCGACUACAAGAACGUUUAAUUAAAAAAUUAGGUCAACAUGCAUUUCCAUUCUAUUUCGAAGUUCCUCCGCACUGUCCAGCAUCCGUUUCGUUACAACCAGCACCGGGCGAUACGGGAAAACCAUGCGGUGUUGAUUAUGAAUUGAAGGCGUUUGUUGGUGAACAUAUAGAUGACAAACCACAUAAACGGAAUUCGGUUCGUUUAGCAAUUAGGAAAAUUAUGUACGCUCCGUCAAAACUGGGUGAACAACCAUCCAUCGAAGUUAGCAAGGAAUUCAUGCUGAAGCCAAAUAAAAUUCAUUUAGAAGCAAGUUUGGAUAAGGAGUUGUAUCAUCAUGGGGAAACAAUAUCAGUCAAUGUCCAUAUUGCCAAUAAUUCCAAUAGAACUGUUAAGAAAAUCAAAGUUUCUGUUAGACAAUUCGCUGAUAUUUGCCUUUUUUCAACCGCACAAUAUAAAUGUACCGUCGCAGAAAUAGAGUCCGAAGAUAAUCCGGUCGGACCAGGUUUCACACAAUCCAAAGUACUCAUCGUUAAGCCCGAGCUCAGAAAUAAUAAAGAUAAACGUGGACUAGCACUCGAUGGUCAAUUGAAACAUGAAGACACCAAUUUGGCGUCGAGUACGAUGACAAUUAGUUGGAAAUCGUUAUUUAAAUGGUGGUUAGAGGGAAGUAUUGUACAACCUGGCUUCACGCUGUCGAAAGUCUUUGAAUUGACGCCACUGCUUGCCAAUAAUAAGGAUAAAUGGGGUUUGGCACUGGACGGUCAGCUUAAACAUGAGGACACUAAUCUAGCCUCUAGUACCUUGUCUCGCAACUCAGUCGACGGGCAAUAUAGAAUUGCUGAUCCAUCUCAACGUGAAAAUUUGGGCAUUAUCGUUCAGUAUAAGGUGAAAGUUAAACUAUGCAUUGGUGGACCACUCUUGCCUGGUGAUCUUGUUGCCGAACUGCCGUUUAUACUAAUGCAUCCGAAGCCAGAAGAGGAGGAUUUAAGUGCACUUGUGCUGGAGCGCUCGCCCGGUAGAAGUGCAGCCGAUCGAAUAAACCAAGAAGGAUUACAAGAGAAUGCUGAAGUGCCCACCCAAAAUUUAAUUCAAUUGGAUGGUGACGAUGACUGCAAAGAUGAUGACAUCAUUUUUGAAGAUUUCGCCAGACUUCGACUUAAAGGUGCUGAAACUGAGGCCUAGAACCUGCUAAGGAAAAUAUUUUUUGUAUCUAAAAGUUGUUGUCAAUGUGUUAAAGCAAAAGUAAAAUCGAAAAUUAUUUUUAAAAAAAUUUUUAAACUGAAAAUUUGCACGCAGAAAUGGAAAAGAAAUGACUAAAAAUAAAAAUUCUAUGAAAGUUUUCAAUGAUAGCAAACUCUAAGAAAAUUAUUUUACUUAUAUUUGUUGAAAAAAAUCGCUGGACAUUUCUUGUGUUUGAUUUUUUUUUUUUUAUUGUUUUUAUGCCAAUUAGCAGGAGCACACAGAGUCAAUAUCAUUUUUAAGAUGCUUGUUUUGAAACAUGCAAAUAACCAAAGUUAGUUCUUAUACAGUUUAAAAAAAAAACAUUUACUCAAAAACGUGAGAUAAAGUCUAUUUCAUGGCGGCGAAACUUCACCUCAAGUUGUUGUGUAAAAUACCUUACUUGGCAAUGAGACAAAUAAUGAAAAUGUAUGUAUUUCACACAAGAAAUACCAUUUCCACCAUUUGUCCCAUUUGUAAGUAAAUGUACUAUGAAAAUGAAACGAUGCAGCAAUUUACAUGUUUCUUCUCUAAUUCGAUUAACCUGAAUCUAAAUCACGGUUCUGGGAUUUCAAAGAGAAGACAAUGUGAUUAUGAAACGUUUUGAAAGUACAUCGCCCGAUCGGCGAUUAUUGUUCUUUUUUAUAUUCCAUUUUAUAAACAAAAGAUUUCCGGCAAUCGAAAUUUUAAGAUCAUUGCUAAAAUAACAUAAUUCUUUCAACUAAGAAGUGAGCGGGUCUCUGUACAGAAUACUAAUUGAUUCACACACAGAAUUGCAUUUUUAUUUCUUCACAAAACACAAUUUAGUGUUAAGGGCGGGCGAUUUAGUGUUCAAUAAGUCAACCGACGUCAAGGUCUUUUUUCUUCAUUCAUAAAUUUUUGACAGGUGACAAUUUGUCAGUCUUCGUUCUCCUUUAACUUUUGUUGUAACAUAAAAUGUUAAGUAGAACGAAGACUAAUCGUCUCUAUCUCUGACUCUAAAACCAAGAUCGAUUUAAUUCGGAUCGAACUAGACUCAAAAAUUUCUAACAAGACCUACACGGGACGAGAAAAGACAUUUUCAUUGUACAAUAGAAGAUCGAGCUCAGACCAGACUAGUCCAGAAAAUAGGCAUGUUCACUGAAUAAUAACGUCAAUCGAUGAUAAAAUUUCAGAAUAUCAAUUAUCAAUCAACAUUCGAUUGAUAUUUAUUUUACGAAACUAUCGAUAAUUACGAAAUAAUCGAUAUUUUACCCAUCGAAUGAAUUAUCGAACAUGCCUUCGAGAAAACCAGACCAAAAAGUCUUUACGUUGAAAAGGCGAGCUACAUUGAAAACUAUAGCUCUCGAUCAACCGGAAUGUUCAGAUUCGGGUUUUCCAGUAACAACUUGACCGAAGUCGAGAAAUAAUGGUUCUGUGAUCCUUCCACCAAAUGCAACACCGCACAUAUUUACAGCGCCGCACUUAACAAUCUCCACAAAAUGUGUGGCUAUGUUCACGUUUAAAUGACAUUUGUAUUGCGGAGAUGUUUUUGCGAAGAUUGCAAAAGAAUAAUUUCGAACUGAAACGACAAUAUUAAAUUUUGUACAUUACCCGUUAUACGAGUGCUAUAAAUGUCGACCAAUCAGUAAUUUAAAGUAAAAAAAUGAAAAAUAUAUUUCCGGGAUACCGACCGAACACAAUUCAAUUUCCCCGGGUUUUUAUUAGCCCCACUCACUUCUGUCUUUCAACAGUGCAUCCUUAUAAAAAUGCUCAUUGUAUUUGUACUAAAUUGUGCGAUGUCAUAGUAAAAAAAAACUUUAUAGCACGGUGUUGAGCACAUAUUGUUUAAAAAUUUGUAUUUAGAAAUUUUUAUCGAAUAAGGAGCUAAAUUUGAUGUUGUAAGAGAUAAAGUUUCGUUGAACUGCAGAACAGUCAACAUUUUUUUUUUGUGAAAUUUUAAAAUUUUUAUAUAAAAAUAAUAUAAACACGAAAUCUGUCAACCGUGUAGCAUUGAGUGUUUCAGACGCAUUUAUAUCUAAAAAUUAGAAACUUUUAAAAUAGAUAUUAAGGAUUCGUUGACCUAUAUAACCAAAGUUUUUAUAUAUGUGUACAUGAAUAAUACAAAAAGAAAAAGAAAAAAAUAA